Messenger RNA from Papaver somniferum (opium poppy), 761 nucleotides. RefSeq lists its product as uncharacterized. The transcript is spliced from 3 exons. The record is from RefSeq and is a predicted model, not a curated record. NCBI's taxonomy places the organism in Eukaryota, Viridiplantae, Streptophyta, Magnoliopsida, Ranunculales, Papaveraceae. Bases 171 to 761 code for a protein of 196 amino acids.
UCGGUGUGUUGCGAAGACAAAGAAAAGAGAAGUUAUUAUUCCUCAACACUCUCCCGAAAUAUGUGUAUAUAUAUAUAUAGUAUGACACAACUCAACUAUUUUAGUUCUGCUAAAACUAUUAACACCUGCUUGCUCAGUUAAUUCAUCUCCUUUGAAGGUUUUCAUACAAUAUGAAGAGUGCCAAUUUCCCCAAAGAAGAUCGGAUGGAAGGUGCCAAUUUACCUGUAGAAGAUGGUACAGAAACCGUUGCCACAUCUACAGAAGUAAAAACCUUCGAUAGGAUGGAAGGGGCCAGUAUCCCUGUAGAAGAUCAGAUAGAAACCGUUGCCCCAUCUAGAGAAGGGAAAACCUUAGUUACGGGGAUUCAAGCUGUCAAUUUACCUAUAGGAGAUCAGAUAGAACCCGUUGCCACAUCAGAAAUGAAAACCUUUGAUAGGGGAAUUGAAGGUGCUAAUUUCCCUACAGAAGAUCUGAUGAUGCUUGCUGCCAUAAUUAGAGAUGCAAGGACCUUUGUUCGGGGGAUUCAAGGUGUCAAUUUCCAAAUAGAAAACCAGAGAGAGCUGGUUGUCCCAUAUAGUGAAGCGAAAAGCUUAGAUAUGGGAGUGGAAGGUUCCAAUUUCACUUUCAAAAAUCGAAUAGAGCCCAUAGCCCCAUCAAGAGAAACGGAAACUCUUGUUUGGGGGACCGAAGGUGCCAAUUACCCUAUAGAAAAUCGAAUAGAUCCCAUUGCCCCUUCUAGAGAAACGGAAACCUGGAUGUAA